This is a messenger RNA of Triplophysa dalaica, 2361 nucleotides long. RefSeq names its product protein FAM217A. Lineage: Eukaryota; Metazoa; Chordata; Actinopteri; Cypriniformes; Nemacheilidae. The transcript has 4 exons. The coding region runs from base 1008 to 1844 and encodes 278 amino acids. The record is from RefSeq and is a predicted model, not a curated record.
UCCCUUGUUUUUGCAGUGCAAUGUGGUAACUUUAGGGAUCGAACGUGCACUGGAAGGAUUUUGCGAAUGAGAGUGCCCUGACUACUGAACAAGGGAGCGGAUUGAGACACAGCCACAAUCUAAAUAACUUCCUGAUAUUAAAUGAUUAACAGUGGAGUACUCAUAGAGAUGAAUAAAAGGGCAUUAAUACAACAUCACUAACUGCAAGACUUUGUUUUCGCGUAGAUUGGUGAUGUAAUGUUGGGAAGCUGUCGCGUCGAGAGAAUGACGAGUCCAACAGAUCCUACACCGCCACCUGCAGGUGCCCGUUCAUCGGCGGAAAGUGUCAAGCUACGUUACUCAGUUAAUACGCCGACUUGAAAGUCUACACAUGUCUACAGUAGUGAACACACCACAGGUAUCACAUUUACUAUGUCUGCAAAUGAAGAACUGUAACUUACUUAAGUAUUUAUAAACUAUAUGGUGUGUUUAUUAUGCAUGGUCAGUGUAAGAAUAUAUUAUAUAAACAAGUUAAACUGUAUUCAUGUUAUUAUAUUACAAAAAAGUAGUAUGUAUUUUGAAGCCUUUUAAAGAAGGUUUAAAUAAUAAACACACUGUUUAAUAUUACGAUUAUAAGCAUUUGUCUACUUUCUGAUUAUAAACUUGUGUUAAUAUGUGGUGUAAGGGAGUCAAUACAUCGCAGAGACGUCUAUUUGAUGUCUGCUUUAACGUCUGUUAGAUGUCAUUUGUUUGCUCAUCUGCAAUAUGUUUGGAGAAGUUUCCUGGCGGGUGUCGUAUAGACAUUUAGAAUGUAAAACUGCUUUUUCUAAGAUGUUUAACAGAUGUUUUUACACAGCAGAUGUUUUCCAGAUCUUUAGCAGACAUCUUACAGACGUACCUGUGAAACCUGUGAAAAUCGACUUCAUACAUACAAUAAAAAUGAAAUUACCUCAAAACAAGCCGUUUCAAAGUAUUUUAAAAAGUAUUUUUUUAGAAGAGGUGGUGGUUUGUACAUAUACUGUAUCUCAAUGAAAGUCAGUGUGUAUUUGGAAAGUAUCGCAACGGUUGCAGUUUAUUUUAUUGUGCAGGCAUCUUUACUAGGCAGCAUUUCUAAUGCACAGGAACAGGAACCACCCAUCUGUUGCAGCCAAACGAAACCAUCCAAAGUCUUGAAUCAACAUAAUACGGCCCAGAUGCUUUCACACAGAUGGCACAGGCUUGGUCUUCAGCCUCCGAUCCUCUGGAGCACGCAAGAACACAUAUCUGAUCAUUAUAAAUCUCCAGUUGACAUCAGAACAGAAUCGGAAAACAGUCCUUUACAGGUCACUCUCACUGUAUCUUCAAGGAAUAAAAGAACAGACGAGAUGAAUACAGUCGGCAAUUCGCAUUCUAGCAGUUUGGAAACCUGCAAUCGUGGACUUCUUGAAGGUAACGUAACCGAACAUUGCUCUUUAAAUAACUCCAGCCGGAUGUCAGUUGAAUGCGAAGACAGUGACCUCUCUGAUCUAGAGAAAGACAAUAUUCCUGUCUUUAAGUGGGCAGCUCCUGUUGAACUGGACCUGAGGCCAGACUUGGUUGACAAAGAUCUGGAAUUUACGGAGGUGGCAGAAGAAGACCAAGGUUACCCCGAGGUUCUCCCCAUUCCACUUAAAGACUUCAGUGAGUCUUCAGAUGCUGGAUUGGAGAGUAAGGAUCCUUGUCUCACAGCUAUGGUGACACGCUUGCUAGAGCUGGAAAAACUUCAAGCCGCAACUUUACAAAAGGAACAAGGAAAAGCAGUCCGAUCUCGCCCGGCAACCGCUUUGGUACGGAGUGCCAAUCGCCUGCGACGGUUGGAAAGUCCUUGCAGUCAGAUGAACACUUGAGGACUAGAGGCAGCGAUUCAGUAUUAGCCGAUUUUUCAAAACUCACCCUUUCUUCGACCUCUCGUUCACGGUCUAGGCAACAUACCCGCCCCUUAUCACAUUCUGAUAGGGUACGAAAUCGAGUACAGCAAGCAUAUAAUGUGUGUAAAAAAACUAACUCCAGUACAGUCAAAUUAAGAAAGACACAAGGUCUUGCUAACAGUAAUUCAGAUGUGUCAUCAAAAUGCAACAGCGCAAAUGCUUCCAAGAUACGCAAACCCACAAAGAAAGAUAUGCCAAAGCCAAAAAAGACCUUGAAAAAAAACUUGUCUUGCAGUGUUCUCUUAAAUUAUAGUUUUCCUUGAUGCCGUUUGAUGUUUUUGUAAUGUAACAGUCUGAUUAGCCUGUUUAAUAAUAUCUGUUAACAACCCUAAGGGGAAAAGAAAAUAUUUGCGAGUUCAAAGUGGGACAAAAUAUUUUAUAUUAUAUUCACUAUAUAUUUCAGACUGGUUUGAAACAAAGCAUGCAUGUCUGUAGC